CCAUGACGGGAACUCCUAAAUAUUUUAUAUAUAGCAGUACGUAUAUGUUAAUCCCAGCCUGCUAAUUUAUCCCUUGCAUUCUUCCCCUUUGAAAUCCAUAAGUUUGUUUUCUAUAUCUGUAAGACUCUUUCUGAAACAAACAUUUUAAAUGAUUAAACAAUAUACCAUCAUAUGGAUGAUUCACAUUGACUUAAUCAUGCUGACAAAAUGUUUACAUUUGAAUUUUUUAUUAUUACAAAUGAUGCUACAAUGGGCAUCAUUAUAUGUAAAUUUUUGACUGAGGCUCUAAAUAUUUCUGCUACAUUCAUAGUAACUGGUUAGAGAUCUGAAUAUUUUUAAGAGUUUCCAUAAUCUAUUACCAAGUUAUUUUCCAAUGAUUGCACCAGCUAAUACUUUGCCUAGGAAUGAAAUUAUGUUCCCAUUUUACUGUAUUUCAAACACUAUAUGGCAUCAUCUUUAAAAUGUUAUUUUGAUAGGCAAAAUAAAUAUGCCCUCCUCACCACUUCAAACUAUGUUUCUCUGAUUAUCAGUGAAGUCAAACAUUUUUAAUUAGUUAAAAAAUUAUAUUUCUUUAGAGAUUUCUGUUCCUGUCCUUUAUGUAUUUUCUAGUGAUAUUCCAACUGAUUAUAGAAACACUUUAUGGAAGAAAACUAUAGAAAUUAUGUCAUAUUAGUUGUGAUAAUUUCCUGGUUCGUAUCUGACAUUUGAUGUUACUCUUGACGUUUUUGACAAAACAAUUAUGUAACUGAAUUUAGCAAUUUUUAACCCUCAGGGAUGCUUUCGUUUCUUUUGAUAGCAUUUACAUUUCUUUAGAUUUCUUUAUGCACACUCACACAUGAGCACUUUUAUAUUUCAUGCAUAAAAGAUAUAAAUACCAUGAAAUAGUCUUUAAAAUUUUGAUAAUAGAAAAAUACAUAACAUAAAAUGUACAAUUCUAUGUUCCAGUAUAUACAGUUCACUGGCAUUAAGUAAAUUUAUAUUGUUUAUAACCAUCAUCUCUACCAACUCCAGAAUAUUUUCUUCUUCCCAGACUGAAACUCUGUACACAUUAAACAAUAACACCCCAUUUCAUCCCUCCCUUGAAAACCACAUUCUAUGUUCUGGCUCUAUGUGUUUGAAUACUUUAAUUCAUGUUAAGUGGAAUUAACGAUAUGUGUCCUUCUUUGUCUAGUUUCUUUCACUUAGCACAACUUCAAGUUUCAUCCAUAUUUUAACAUGUGUCAGAAUUUUAUUCCCUUUUUAGGGAUGAAUAGUAUACCACUUUAUGUCUACACCACAUUUUGUUCAUCCAUUCAUCCAGCAGUGGAAAGUUGAGUUGUUUCCACCUUUGGCUACCCUGAAUAAUGCAUCUAUGCACAUGGAUACACAAAAUAGUCUUUCAGACAACAUUGUUAAUCUGUACAGACACAGUCAUUGAAAUUGUUUGGGAAUAUUUAUACCAAUUGCUGACGCCUAAAUUAUGAAUCAGCUUUACCUAACCCACACAGAAUAGUCUCUUUGCACUGAAUAUUCCUUUUAAGACCUCAAAUGCCAUCUUUGUGCAUCUUAUCAAAUGUUUUUCUUGAAAAUAUUCUGGUAAAUUGUUACAUAACUAGUUUAAAGGUAAGAGGUCCUGAAGAUUGAUACUUAUACAGAAAUGGGCAUGCACCAAAAUGCAUGUGACUUGUUAGAGCAUUAUGAAAGAUGCUCCUUGUCCUUCUGGGCCAGGGAGAGCUCAGAGUUGAAUUGGAUGUAUUAUAAAUUAGUACCUCAUUUCUCCACAAUUACUUUUCAACAGAUAAUUCAGGAAUGGCUAAAGGAAAUCAGACCAUUAACAAUGAGUUUAUCCUCAUGGGAUUUACUGAUCACCCAGAGCUGAAGACCCUUCUGUUUGUGGUGUUCUUUACCAUCUAUCUGAUCACCAUGGUGGGAAAUCUCACCCUGGUGAUAAUGAUUUCAAAAGAGCAUCAUCUGCACACUCCAAUGUACAUCUUUCUGGGCAACCUCGCUCUUGUGGAUUCUUGCUGUGCCUCUGCCAUUACUCCUAACAUGUUAGGGAACUUGUUUUCUGAAAACAGAAUGGUUUCUCUCUAUGAAUGUAUGGCACAAUUUUAUUUUCUUUGCACUGUUGAAACAGCAGACUGCUUUCUUCUGACAGCAAUGGCCUAUGAUCGCUAUGUGGCCAUCUGCAACCCACUGCAGUACCACACCAUGAUGUCAAAGAAACUCUGUGUUCAGAUGACCACAGCAGCCUACAUAGCUGGAAACCUGCAUUCCAUGAUUCAUGUUGGGCUUCUGUUUAGGUUAACUUUCUGUGGCUCUAAUCACAUCAACCACUUUUACUGUGAUAUUCUUCCUUUGUACAGGCUCUCUUGUGUUGACCCUUAUGUUAAUGAAUUGGUACUAUUUAUAUUUUCAGGCUCAAUUCAAGUCUUCACUAUAGGCAGUGUCUUAAUAUCUUAUCUCCAUAUUCUCUUUACUAUUUUCAGAAUGAAAUCCAAAGAGGGAAGGAUCAAAACAUUUUCCACCUGUGCAUCCCACUUUCUGUCAGUCUCAUUAUUCUAUGGAUCUCUUAUUGUCAUGUAUAUUAGACCAAAUUUGCUUGAAGAAGGGGAUAAAGAUAUACCAGCUGCUAUUUUGUUUACAGAAGUAGUUCCUUUACUAAAUCCUUUUAUUUAUAGCCUAAGAAAUAAGGAAAUAAUAACUGUCUUGAGAAAAAUUCUGAAGGAAAACAAAUCUCAAAAAAGUUUAAAACAAAUGACAUCUACUUUAGCUUAA
This is a messenger RNA of Sus scrofa (pig), 2757 nucleotides long. RefSeq names its product olfactory receptor 5K1. The record is from RefSeq and is a predicted model, not a curated record. NCBI's taxonomy places the organism in Eukaryota, Metazoa, Chordata, Mammalia, Artiodactyla, Suidae. Gene Ontology annotation, biological process: G protein-coupled receptor signaling pathway. Gene Ontology annotation, molecular function: G protein-coupled receptor activity; olfactory receptor activity. Gene Ontology annotation, cellular component: membrane.